Messenger RNA from Cyprinodon tularosa, 287 nucleotides. Its product is annotated as protein S100-A1-like. The record is from RefSeq and is a predicted model, not a curated record. The transcript is spliced from 2 exons. Lineage: Eukaryota; Metazoa; Chordata; Actinopteri; Cyprinodontiformes; Cyprinodontidae. The coding region runs from base 26 to 286 and encodes 86 amino acids. Gene Ontology annotation, molecular function: transition metal ion binding; calcium ion binding.
GUGACUCAAUCUUAUCCCAGCCACCAUGUCCACCAUUCUGGGUGCAAUUGGAAUCCUGAGGCAAACUUUUGAUAAGUAUGCUGGAGCAGAAGGAGGCAAGGGUUCUCUGUCGAAGAAGGAACUUGCCACCUUGCUGAAAGCUGAGGUUCCUGGAUUGGCUGAUAAAAACGAAGAGGUGGAUGAGUUUAUGAAGGCGCUGGAUGAAGAUGGUGACGGUUCUGUUGAUUUUAAAGAAUACGUCGUUUUUGUCGCCACCUUGGCUAUGAUUUUGGGCACUACAGAAUAAU